This is a messenger RNA of Fonsecaea multimorphosa CBS 102226, 1425 nucleotides long. RefSeq lists its product as uncharacterized. The transcript has 2 exons. NCBI's taxonomy places the organism in Eukaryota, Fungi, Ascomycota, Eurotiomycetes, Chaetothyriales, Herpotrichiellaceae. Gene Ontology annotation, cellular component: cytoplasm. The record is from RefSeq and is a predicted model, not a curated record. Gene Ontology annotation, molecular function: oxidoreductase activity. Bases 1 to 1425 code for a protein of 474 amino acids.
AUGGAAAAAAGAGCCAGUAUACCUCCAGGUCUACCCCGGGACAAUCCCAUUCAGAGUUACUGGCAAGAUCCUCCCGAUGAGAUAGCAGAUUGCCGGACGACCGCUGAACUUCCCAAUGAGGUCGAUAUCGCCAUUAUUGGCUCUGGAGUCAGCGGCGCCUCUAUAUCCUACAACCUGCUCUCCUCGAAUUCAAACCUCAAGGUUGUGCUUCUGGAGGCUCGUCAAGCUGCCAGUGGCGCCAGUGGUCGAAAUGGAGGUCACACUAAGACAGCUACCUAUCGAUCCUUUCUCGAUAACGUCCAAUCCGUGGGUGCGGAAGAUGCCAUGAAGAUCACAAACCUGGAAUACAACUGCAUGGUCUCAGUACACAAAUUCGCCUGCGAGAACAGCAUCGACUGCGAUUCUGUCAGAUGUCAAACCAUUGACGUCUUUUACGAUGAGAACCAAUUUGCAAAGGCGCGGGAAUCGAUCUCGCUAAUGGAGAAAUUGAUGGGAAAGGAAAAUGCUCCGAAGCAUAUUUUCCACGACAGCCAGGCAACGGCCGACAAAUUUCUGGCGCCCAACAGUGUAGGAGGGCUAGAGUACGAAUCAGGGAGUCUGAGCGCGUACAAGUUCACCAUCGGCGUGCUAAAACUCGCUCUGCAAAAGGGACUGAACCUCCAAUGCAACACCCCAGCGACUCGCAUAUCCAAAUCUACCACGGAUGGAAAGUGGACCGUCUCGACACCACGUGGCAGUAUCAAAGCCAAAACCCUCGUGCUAGCUACAAACGGCUAUACUGCACACCUCUAUCCGCAACUGCAAGGCGUGAUCGUCCCCUUGCGAGGAGUGGUGACAGCUCAACGGCCUGGGCUGAGCAUGCCCCAAAAAGGGCUAGAAACGACAUACUCCUUCGUUUACGACGAAGGCUUCGAGUACAUGAUCUCCCGCCCCGCCGGCUCUAAAUUCGAGGGCGAUAUCGUGAUCGGAGGCGGCAUGCACGUUGCCAAAGACGGGGGAACGUCCGAGUACGGCAAUACCGACGAUACCACCUACGACGAAAACAGCGCAGACUAUCUCUUGGAGUGCACGGAGCGAUACUUUGGCACGGAGAACUGGGGCAAAGACAACCCGGAAGGCCGGUGUCGACGAACCUGGUCCGGCGUCAUGGGCUUCUCGUGCGACGGGUAUCCGUUUGUAGGACCCGUACCCGGCGAGGAAGGGCUGUAUUUGGCUGCGUCGUUCCAGGGCCAUGGCAUGGUCUUGUGCUUUUUGUGCGCAAAGGCCGCUGCGAGCAUGAUCCAAGGGACAGAUGGCGAGGAGUUGAAGACUUGGUUUCCCACUUGCUACAGAGUCACUCCGGAGAGGAUGGACAAGAAGUUUGGCGGCCGCUUGAGGGCCUCAGGGGCACCGGAGCCAGAGCCUGUCGAGAAUGGAGUGAAUUAG